CAGCAUCGGUCAGAUUGCUUAGUGCUCAAGCUGCUGUUGAUCCCGUCGAUCCGGAGUGGGCGAAUGCGAAGCCAUACAAUGAAAUUCCCUCUCCAAGUAUUAUUCAGUUUAUGAAAGGAUUCGCUAAAAAUGGACGCUACGCUGGUGUGGAUCUGGUAGAGAUGCAUUCACGCAUGUGGGAAGACUUUGGCGAUAUUGUGCGGUUUCGAGGAAUGUUCGGCAAGAACGAUGUCAUCAUGACGUACAGUCCGCGCGACAUUGAGAAAGUGUUCCGCACCGAGGGACAAUGGCCGAUACGCCGUGGGUUCGACAGCUUCGCUUACUACAGACAGAAGAUACGACCGGAUGUCUUCAGCGAGACCGGUGGGCUAGUAUCUGAACACGGCGAGAAAUGGCAACAAGUGCGCACGAUCGUCAACCCGGUAAUGAUGCAGCCAAAAACUAUUAAGUUAUACAUCGAUCAGGUGGAUGAAAUUGCGCGAGAGUUUAUGACACUUGUUGCCGAGAUGAGAGAUUCGAAGAAUGAGCUACCGGCAGAUUUCGACCAAUGGCUCAAUCGGUGGGCACUAGAAACGAUGGGGGUGCUUGCACUGGACACAAGAUUUGGAGUCCUCAAGUCGGAUCAAUCGCAGGAAGCCAGACAGAUCAUUGGACUUGUGAGAGAUAUCUUCGAACUAACGUACCAUCUGGACGUGGAAAUGUCGGUUUGGAAGUAUUUCAGCACACCUUCCUACAGGAAGCUGAUGCGUGUGUUUGAUGAUCUGACAAACUUGAUCAUGGCAAAGAUCGACGAGGCAAAGGAACGACUCGAAAAACAACCCUCAAACUCAGCCAAUCAAAGUGUGCUGGAGAAGCUGCUGAAGAUCAACAAGCACGUCGCGGCGAUUAUGUCUCUGGACAUGCUAAUGGCAGGAAUCGAUACGACUUCCUCCGGAUCGAUAGGGAUACUGUACUGCUUGGCUAAAAACCCAGAGAAGCAGGCAAAGCUACGCGAGGAGCUUCGCACUAUCCUGCCCAAGAAGGACUCACCGCUGACCGCUGAGAACAUGCACAAUAUGCCGUACUUGAGGGCGUGCAUCAAGGAAGGACUUCGGCUUUAUCAACCAGUCGCCGGGAAUAUGCGUGCUGCAGGUCGAGACAUAGUACUGCAGGGCUAUCGCGUACCAAAGGGAACGGACAUUGCCAUGGGCACGGCAGUUCUGCAGCGUAGCGAGAAGUACUUCCGACGAGCAGCCGAAUACCUUCCAGAACGUUGGCUAUCGGAACGUCCGGCUGAUGUGCCAAAUGCUAAGGACUCGAACCCGUUCAUCUUUCUACCGUUUGGGUUUGGCGCUCGUAGCUGUAUCGGAAAACGGCUCGCCAUGAUGGAGAUGGAAAUUAUUACCGCUCGCCUGGUGCGACAGUUUGACAUUCGCUGGAACCAUGAUAACUUACGCUUUAAGUCUGCAUUGAUCAACAUUCCCUCAAACCCGCUGCAGUUCGAGAUGCGGGAGGUUGAUCAUCUAAUGUGCGCGAAACGGUUUCAAAGUUCGAUUGCCACAUCAGCAAAAGACUAUAUCGAUCCGGAAUGGGAGUCCGCCAAACCGUACAAAACCAUUCCCAGCCCCAAACUGUUUACAUUUGCGAAAGAAUUUAAGGAGGGAGGUCGCUAUUAUGAGCUCACCGGCGCCGAACUGUACGAGCGUUGGCGCGAUGAUUACGGUGAGUUGAUACGCAUCAAUGGCAUGUUGGGCCGACCAGACAUUGUACUGACCUAUCGACCGGAAGACUUUGAGAAAGUGUACCGUACGGAAGGUGUGUGGCCGAUACGGAGAGCCUCCGAGACGCUCAGCUACUAUCGCCAGAAGGUGCGUCCGGAAGUGUUUGGUGAGCUGAGUGGCCUCAUUACAACACAAGGCGAAGAGUGGCAAAAGGUACGCACCAUGGUGAAUCCGGUGAUGAUGCAACCCAAAAUCAUUCGCCUGUACGUGGAUCGGGUUGAUGCAAUUGCCCAGGAGUUUAUGUCAAUAGUGUCCAGUUUGCGUGACGAAAAAAGUGAGCUACCAUCCGACUUCUAUCAGUGGCUGAAUCGUUGGGCUCUGGAAACUGUGGGAGUGCUUGCGUUGGACACCAGAUUAGGUGUGCUUCGACCGGAACAAUCAACGGAAGGCAAGACCAUCAUCGCACUUGUCCGGAAUAUUUUUGACUUGAUACACAAGUUGGAGUUUGAACCAUCACUUUGGAAGUACUUCAAAACACCCACCUUUAAGCGACUGAUGAAGGAGUUUGAUAACUUAACGAACUUCGUCAUGGCGAAAAUCGAUAAUGCAGUACAAAAGUUUGAAAAAAACCCAACGGUCGAGGGAAAUCAAAGCAUCCUGGAGAAGUUGUUAAAAGUGAACAAGCAGGUUGCAGUGGUGAUGGCGUACGAUAUGCUGAUGGCCGGAAUCGAUACGACUUCAUCAAGCACCGUUGGACUGCUGUACUGUCUCGCCAAAAACCCCGACAAACAGGUCCGUCUGCGCGAAGAGCUUAGGACGAUUCUUCCACGCAAGGACUCACCCCUAACACCGGAAAACAUGCGCAAUUUACCGUACCUAAGAGCAUGCAUUAAGGAAGGCCUCCGUUUGCAUCAACCAACGCCAGCAAACGUGAGGAAAGUGGGUCACAAUAUCGUUCUUCAAGGGUAUCAAAUACCGAAAUAUACGGAAGUUGUGAUGGCUUCAUUAGCGUUGCAACGGGACGUCUCACACUUUCCCCAACCGGAAGCAUUCCUGCCGGAACGCUGGCUACAGGAUGGAUCGGAUACAGAGGCGCCGAAUGCUAAGGAGGCUCAUCCGUUCAUCUUUUUGCCGUUCGGAUUUGGAGCUCGGAGUUGCAUCGGUAGACGACUGGCAAUGCUAGAGAUGGAGAUCGUUAUUGCACGGUUUGUGCGAAGCUACGAGAUUGGAUGGAACCAUGGAAAACUCAAAAUGAAGAUGGAACUGGUCAACACACCGGCCAUUCCACUUCACUUCGAGUUGAAGGAUGUGACAGAGUAAUGUCAGUGAACGAUAAUAGUG
Molecule: messenger RNA, 3041 nt
Organism: Anopheles maculipalpis
Lineage: Eukaryota; Metazoa; Arthropoda; Insecta; Diptera; Culicidae
Product: cytochrome P450 CYP12A2-like
Exons: 16
Coding region: 111-3020 (969 amino acids)
Molecular function (GO): iron ion binding; heme binding; monooxygenase activity
Source: RefSeq, a predicted model, not a curated record